Anthostomella pinea is the source of this 207-nucleotide messenger RNA. The record is from the annotation of a GenBank genome assembly. NCBI's taxonomy places the organism in Eukaryota, Fungi, Ascomycota, Sordariomycetes, Xylariales, Xylariaceae.
AUGGCCGUCAAACGGGAACUUGAUGUCCAGGUCCAUUCCAUGGAGUUUGAUGAGGCCGAUGAUGUGGACUACAGUAUGGUUGCCAAAAGGCUUGUGCAGCUCGAGGCACUCGACAUGUGGGAUGCUACGAACUGCGCCGCGAACACGCUCUGGGCGUUUGAGCGCCUUGAGAAACCUCCGAUACAACUCUUCGCGCAGGCCGAUUGA